GCAAAAGAGACAUCGAGGCUCCGCCCACCACUCUCAUGCUGAGGGUGCACGAAAAAGGCUUGCGACAAUGUGAGACGACACCGAAUGUGCAGCUUUCAUGAAUCUGAUUUCAAACAGCGCUGUGAAACCGGACCACUGCCCGCACAGCUCGGUUAACGGAGGAAAAAACGGACACUAGCCUGCCUUCUAAAACAAUGAAGACAAACAUAUUUCCUAGGCCCUCCGGCUGUCCUCUCUGCUGUGUCCUGGCUUCUGACUGCUGAUUGGAGCUGGCCUGGUGUGCUUAUAGGUGUGUGAGAGAUUUUAAGGAGAUGAAGUCCAGUAUGCGUCAGUGGCGGAGGCUGCUGUUGGUGGGCAUGUUGGCAUGGGCCCUCCUCUUCCUGGCUCUGCUCUCCUACUUCCUGGAUACCCCUGUGCACAACGAGCCCCUGACCUCCGCCAGCUCCUCGCUCUCCCAGCACCCCGACACACGGCGCCUGGCCUCCAUCCAAGGCGCCUCCCACCAGCAGCACCGCUCCAUCAUGGGCUCCCAGCCCGAACCCACCUACAACACCUUUACCACAGAAUAUCCCGACCAAGACCCUAACCAUUACCCAGACUCCGAGCCUAGCUCCUCCUCCACCACUCCUGAGCCUGGCCUGGAGCUGAGCUACGGGACCAGCCAAGAGACUGAGGGGGGCAGCCGCCAGCAGCAGGACUACCUGGACGCCCAGACCCUGGCUGCCUGGUCCUCCUCUAGCACGGAGAACGUGGGUUCCCACUCCGACCAGACAGUAACUCGAAACAGUGAGAGAACUGCCUGGACGGCUGGCCGGGGGCCCAACCGAACCACACGCCGGUCCUCACGUGAGGAUGAAGAGGAUGAGGAGGGGGUAGAGACGAACAAAAGCCACAAGAGGUGGAUCAUGGUGGGGGAUCAUGGGGGUGAGAGGCGAGGAAAAGAAGAGGAGGGUUUAGAGGCAGACUACUCCUCCAAGUCUGCCUCACUGAUGCAGCGACUCUGGCGGGGAAAAGUGUCCUCUGGGAUGCUGUCCCCGCGACUGCAGCGCGCCAAGCGGGACUACCUGAGUGCCAACAAGCACCAUGUAUCCUAUAAAGGAGGCCGGCGAGCUGCUCAGAGCUCCAGGGAACUACUGUGUGAGCUGAAAGACCAGGCCCGGCUGAGGACGCUGGACGGGUCUGAGCAGCCUUUCUCUUCACUGGGCUGGGCCCGCUUGGUACCGCGCCUGGCCCUGGAGCAGCUCUACAGACAAGGGGGCCAGAGAGGCUUUAGGAGCUGUGCUGUGGUGACCUCUGCUGGGGCUAUUUUGCACUCAGGCCUGGGGAAGGAGAUCGAUUCCCAUGAUGCAGUUCUGCGGUUCAACACAGCACCUACAGAGGGCUAUGAGAGGGACGUGGGGAACAAGACCACCAUCCGCAUCAUUAACUCGCAGAUCCUGGCCAAUCCUGAUCACCGCUUCAACACCAGCUCCCUGUAUAAGAACGUGACUCUGGUGGCCUGGGACCCUGCUCCAUAUGCUGUCAACCUACACAAGUGGUAUGCCAGUCCAGACUAUAACCUGUUCAGUCCAUACGUGGAGCACCGGAGGCUCCACCCCACCCAGCCCUUCUACGUCCUACACCCGAAAUAUGUGUGGCAUCUCUGGGACGUGAUCCAGGGCAACACCCAGGAGACCAUCCAGCCCAACCCACCCUCCUCUGGGUUUAUAGGCAUCCUCCUGAUGAUGGCGCUGUGCGAAGAGGUCCAUGUGUACGAGUACAUCCCCUCGCUGCGGCAGACAGACCUGUGCCACUACCACGAGCGCUACUACGACGCUGCAUGCACCCUGGGGGCGUACCACCCGCUGCUCUAUGAGAAGAGUCUGGUGCAGCGCAUCAACACAGGCCCUGUGAGAGACCUGAAGAGGAAGGGCCGUGUCACCCUCCCCGGCUUCAACACCGUCAACUGUGAACUCUGAACUAGGAAGCCACACAUGGAACCACCAUGACUCCACGCGUCUAAGGGAAAACGGUGCAAUAAGAACCCUCUGGACUCUGACCUUAGGGGGAAUCCAGAGGCAACCAUGUAGAACCACGUAGAACAGUGGAGAACCUAAGCCAUAGCCCCUCUGUGUGGGAUGGGAUCAAACUGAAGGGUACAACUCUAGUAAAACUACAUAAAUCAGGAUUUAUCAACAGAACCCACAUCGGUCAAAACCUUGCCUUCCUCAGAGGCAGGGUUGGGUAGGUUACUUUCUAAAUGUAAUCAACUACAGUUACUAGUUACCUGUCCAAAAUUGUAAUUGGUAAUGUAAUUUUUGGAUUACCCAAACUCCGUAACGUAAUCU
Messenger RNA from Oncorhynchus tshawytscha (Chinook salmon), 2327 nucleotides. RefSeq names its product ST6 beta-galactosamide alpha-2,6-sialyltranferase 2a (gene st6gal2a). The coding region runs from base 312 to 1958 and encodes 548 amino acids. Gene Ontology annotation, molecular function: sialyltransferase activity. The transcript has 6 exons. NCBI's taxonomy places the organism in Eukaryota, Metazoa, Chordata, Actinopteri, Salmoniformes, Salmonidae. The record is from RefSeq and is a predicted model, not a curated record.